Messenger RNA from Leptidea sinapis, 5736 nucleotides. RefSeq names its product vitellogenin-like (gene Vgn). The record is from RefSeq and is a predicted model, not a curated record. Lineage: Eukaryota; Metazoa; Arthropoda; Insecta; Lepidoptera; Pieridae. Gene Ontology annotation, molecular function: lipid carrier activity. Bases 20 to 5353 code for a protein of 1777 amino acids. The transcript has 7 exons. Gene Ontology annotation, biological process: lipid transport.
ACAUCCUGGUCAGAACACCAUGAAGGUUUUGGUCCUAGCGGUCCUCAUUGUGGCCGUGUCUUCGGGCCGCCUCGACACCCAAGCGAACAAUCCCCAAACGCAGUUUCCAUGGCAAGUUGGCAAGCUCUAUAAGUAUGAAGUCUUAUCUCAUACACUUGCCAACCUCCCUGAAGGUGCAAGUACUGGAAGUUUCUACAAGGGCCAGUUUGUAAUACGAGUCAAAGCACCAGGUAGACUACAGGCACGAUUUGAGAACCCUACACAUGCCACAGUACAUCAGAAUCUCCAUAAGAAUGACUUGCCGGAAGACAAUAGCUUCCAGCCAGUUGCUAACCUUGAUAAGCCUUUCGAGAUUAUAGUGGAUGGUGGGCGAGUCUCAGCCUUAAACUUCCCUGCAGCUCUGUCUCUUGCUAAUGAGAACUUACUGAAAGGUCUCAUAGGGUCUUUGCAAAUUGAUCUAUCUCCGCACCGCAACAUCCACUCCCCUCGCGAUACUUAUGACAGUGCAAUUCAACAAGGUCAAUUCAGAAAGAUGGAAACUGAUGUCACUGGUGACUGUGAAACUUUAUACACAGUAUCACCGGUAGCUUCUGAAUGGAGAAGAGAACUUCCAAAGUAUAAAAAUGACGAAGAACCAUUUGAAAUCACUAAAAGCAAAAGCUAUGGCCACUGCCACCAUAGAGUCGACUAUCAUUUUGGUGUCCCUGAAUCUGCAGAAUGGACUGGUACUGCACAUAAUGCAAAAGAGGAUCAGCUAAUUAAGAGAUCAACUGUAUCCCGCUUUUUGGUGGGCAAAAAUGGUCCAAUUUACUCAGCAAAAACAACCAGUACUGUAAACGUGAACCCUCACAUGUACGGCGAACAACAGGCUGAAGUACACAGUGAAAUAAAUCUUAAAUUAGUUGAACACCAAGCAGAUAAUCAACCAGAAUGGGAGCAGCCUGAGGGUGGCCGUGCAAUCCAGAAUCUUUUGUAUUCAUUGUCGUCAAAACAAGUUACAAUUGAUGAAACCUCAUCUUCCACCUCGUCUGAAUCUCAAGAAAGGGCAACAAUAAGUGAAGAACAACCAUCUCGGGUGAGGCGUUCAUCUAAGUCCCAAUCGAAACAAGUGAAUGUAGCUAUUACCAAAAAUAUUAUAAGAGGUCAUAGUCAAGAACACGACAGUUCACAGAGCUCAUCUAGCUCAAGUGACUCAGCUUCAGCAUUUGUGAAUGAUGACAUUCCCAAAGAAAGUGAACCCGCCUAUGCAGCUCUUUACAUGAGCCCACAACCACGUGUUGAUAAGAAGCAAAAUCCAAUGAACGCUCAAAAACUUCUUCAAGAAUUAGCUCAACAGCUUCAAAAUCCUAGCAAUAUGCCAAAGGCUGACUUUUUGUCAAAAUUCAACAUUCUUGUCCGCAUUGUUGCUUCCAUGAGCUACAGCCAGUUAGUACAAACAAGUCGCAGCAUUGAAAUUGCAAAAUCGCAUGCAGACGAAGUGAAAAAUGACAUGUGGAUGAUUUAUCGUGAUGCGGUAACCCAGGCUGGUACCUUGCCUGCUUUCCAAAUGAUUCGAACUUGGAUUCAAGAAAAGAAAAUUGAAGGAGAGGAAGCAGCUGAGGUUGUAGCAGUCUUGUCUAGAACACUGCGCUACCCAACUAAGGAUGCAAUGACACAGUUCUUCAAUUUAGCCCUGAGUCCGGAGGUAAAACAACAAUCAAACCUUAACACAACUGCAUUGCUUGCCGCAACCAAAUUUAUCCACAUGGGGCAAGUCGAUAACAGAACUGCACAUCGGUACUACCCAACACAUAUGUAUGGACGUUUUUCUGAUAAAAACGAUGGUUUUGUCCUGAACGAGAUUUUGCCACGACUUUCCCAAGAGCUCCGACAAUCUGUGGAGCAGGGUGAUAGCCACAAAGCACAAGUUUACACAAAGGCAAUCGGAAACUUGGGUCACCGUGAGAUCUUACAGGUAUUUGCUCCAUACUUAGAAGGUAAAGUACCAGUGUCAACUUUCCUUAGAGCUCAAAUGAUUGAAUCUUUACGGACUUUGGCAUCGGAGAAGGACAGAUACGUACGAGCAGUUUUGUACAGCAUUUUAAGAAACACUGCAGAGCCAUAUGAAGUAAGAGUUGCUGCGAUUUUAAAUAUAUUAAUAGGUCAUCCCACUGGUGCCAUGAUGCAGGCCUUAGCCGACAUGACAAAAACAGAUCCUAGCAUUGAAGUGAGGGCAGCAAUAAAAAGUGCGAUCGAAAACGCUGCUGAUCUUAAGCAUCCCCGAUUUUUCGAGCUAGCCAGGUCGGCACAAGCUGUAAGAGGAAUGCUGACAAAGGAGCGAUUCGGUAAACAAAACUCAAAGAUCGCUUCACUUCCGCAAUAUGAAGAUAAUGAUGAUGUUGGUACUUUGGGAGUGUUGUCAACUAUUGGGGCAGAAGACAGCGUUUUACCUAAAUUCCUCAGAUUCAACUGGUUGGACAGAGUGGGUAGUUGGAACAGAGAAUCGGCUAUUUCGGGAACUGUGUCCAGCUGGCAAACAGUUACUCAGUUCGUGAAGGAGUUCCUAUACAAAGACAAGCGCCAAUCAAAGACUGGAGCGGAACAUAAAUAUUCGGCAGAUAAAAUUGCUGAAAUAUUUAACAUUCAAUACCAAAAGGAACCUGCUGAAGCAUCACUUUACGUAAACUUCAUGAAUCAGCAAAGGUUCUUUGCUUUCAGCGAAGAAGACUUAAAACAAAUGCCAGAAAAAUUAUUUGAUGUAAUGAUGGAUCUAAACAGCGGCAUGCAAAAACACUAUACUAAAGUCAUCAACAAAGACCAAGUAUAUAUUAUGUUCCCAGUAGCAUCUGGUAUGCCCUUCAUUUAUAGAUUCAAGAAGCCAGCUGUUAUCCAUAUGCUAUCAAAAUCUAAGGGUCAAUUUAAUCCAUCUAACGGUAAACUUUACGGUAGCAUGAAUAGAGACAUCUCAUUCGUGUAUGCUGAGAACCAUGAUGGCAGUGUUGGAUUCUUAGAUACGAUUUCCAGCGAAUACGCAAGUGUUGGUGUGGUCGGCAAAUUACAACUCUACAUACCUCUUAACAUAAACGUCGAUAUUAAGUCUGGAGAAGUCAAAGUUCAGUUGAGUCCUAUCAAUUCAGAACAAGACUCCAAUAUCCUUCAUUACAGUAUUUGGCCAUACAGUGCAAACCAAAAGAAGGAUACUUUGGUCACAAUCUCACAGGACCCAACGACGAAACUAAUCAACAGAAACGAGAAAGCUUCUUCCGUUGACUACAGAUUUGGCCAGCAAAUGGGAACACAGUUCCAAGUCAAUGGAUACUCAUACUCAAAUGAUUUUAGAAAUGUCAUCAACCUAUUCCAAUCUCGUGAUUUACUCUCUCACGUUUUAACCCCAUUCAAUCUAAGAGAUGUCAGUCAAACUCACUUCAACUUACGCUACCUUGGAAAACAAUCUAAUAGCAAGGGUGUUACUGUGAUCGCUGCUUACGAUGCGUUAUACAACCAAAAACUGGAAGGUGAAAUGCCCUCUGUCGCUUCUGAUGUAGCUGAUGCCUCACCUAACAGCCAAGCAAGAAGGGAUGAGCUCGUUAAGCGUGUUGUAACUGGCAUAAAGUCGGCUCGAGCAUAUGUCUUGGAUAUCAGCGCACAAUUCCAAACACCACAAAAAUUAGAGUAUGUGUUUACUUCAGUUGUUGGUCAGAGUGAUAUUGAUCCCAAGACUCAAUAUGCCGUCUUCGCUGGAAGAAAUUCAGCUCAACAUGGCAACACUCAAAUAAAUGCUGUUGGAAAACUUGUGAGACCAAAAUCAGCGAACUUGAAUUACGCACAAGCCCUCAAGAACGACAUUAAAAUGACUCUCGAAGCAGACAUUCGCUCUGGGCAGAAAGAUAACAUACACAUUCAGGCUAAUGCUGAGAGAACCCAAAAAUAUGUUGAAGCUCUUCAACAACAACCAUCUUCACAGAAGUGCCUUGAAGAUUCUGCCAAAAACAAUUACUACCAGCCUGCUUGUCAAUCAAUGAUCAUUUAUGCUCAAGUACCAGAUAGCUACAAGCUCAGUGCCACAUACAAUCUUAAUCCAUCAGCAAAGAAUAUUGCGUUCCAAGUAUACAGAAUCAUGAGGGUAGUAGCGCCUUCGCAAUCUGCAGAAAAUCCACAAAAGGCACUGCCUGAUGGUAAACUGGAGAUGACAUUUGAUUGGUCACACUUAGCUCAAUACGCAGGCAUGGCCUUAAGCUCUCGCUACGGAGAAUUGAAUGUAAGAAACAUUCAUGUGUCACCUGCAACAUCCCACCUAAUGUCUGUAUACCAACCAAUUGGACCAAUGGAGCGAGUACUUAACUACUACACUAGAAACCAAUACCAACCGCACUGUUCGGUUGACGGAUCCAAAAUAAGAACCUUCAGUGGACGUCAAUACAACUACGCACUAAGCCGCAACUGGCAUUUGGUGAUGUACAACAAGGCUGACAACUCUGAUGACCUCGUAGUCCUCGCGAGAAGACCAAGUGAAAAGAGACAGGAGGUGUACAUCUCUUACAGAUCGCGAAACGGCCAGAACCUAGAAAUUGAGAUCGCGCCAGGUUCAGCAUCUUCUAACAACCACAAUGUCAAAGUGCACACAAACACCAAAAAGGUUUCUGAUGGUGAGCUUACCACUUACUGGGAUGACAAAGAAGAACAGCCAAUUCUGGAAUACUACACUGCACAGGACGGAGCACUUGUACUAAGAGUCGGAGACGAUCGUUUGAGAGUAGUCUUCGAUGGUGAAAGGCUUGUAGUCAUCUCCAGUGAAGGUAGAAACGAUAACAGAGGUAUUUGCGGUAACAUGAAUGGUGAACCACGAAAUGAUUACAAAACGCCAUACGGCAUAGUCGAUCAGCCAGAGCAAUUCGCCGCCUCAUACGCCUUACCAGACCAAAACGGAGAACCAAAAACACAACAGUUACAAGCCCAAGCUAAACAAAUGGCCUACCAACCACAAAACCACUACACUGCAAUCCUUCAAUCAGACGAUAACUGGAAGACUGCCAUGGAAUCUCCGUCAUCGGACGAAGAAAAAUGGGGGGAUAGCAAUGUUUACAAGUCAAGGAGCUACUCGAAGAAGAAAGGCACUUGCAAAAUGCAAAAGCAAGUACAAUUUUACGAGAAUUACGGAGAAAUCUGUAUCACCACAAAGCCCUUACCGGCUUGUCAGUCUUUCUGUAACGUCGACAGCUACAAGGUACAGUCCGCACAAGUAGUAUGCAGACCCAAGUUAGACCAAGAGUUCAUCACAUACAGAAAUCAAAUAAGACUGGGACAGAACCCUAAAGUAACUGGGGUCCCACAGAGUCGGCAGUACAACGUACCAGCCACAUGUAAAGCAAAUUAAUUGUUUAAACACAACAGUUAAAGACUAUAAUGGCCUGAAACGGACAACGAAUUUAAAUAUUUUUUUAUAGUAUCCAUAAUUUUUCGGUGGUAUAGUAUAUAUUUAUAAAAAAUGUCUUAUUGUAUGUAUAAUUAAUAUGUAUUUUAUGUAUCUAUCUUUUUUUAUUGAUAUUUCUAUAGUAUUAUAAUGUAUUGUAUUUUAUGAUUAGACUUAAAGAAGCAAAAAAAAAAAUAAAAAAAAAAUGUUUAUAGUAAUAUUAUAUUGUAUACAGUACCUAGUCAGUUCAACUGAAAGGAAUGUGAUAAUUAAUAAUUGUAAAUACCCAAUAAUUAUCAAUGAUACUACCCGACAAAAUAUAUAUAUUAUGUAUGAGCACUCUGUUA